UUCACCGCGCUCCCAACGCCUCCACCGUGUCCUCGCGAAUCCGGAAUCCCCAGGCCCCAGCACUCACGCCCAAGUCAUGGUCAUGACUUCCCUGCAUCCUGACCCUGUCCCUGCAGCCGUAUAUAACCACCACGCGUCCACGCCCGCACUUGCACUUCAAUCCCCUUCCUCGCCUUCCUCGUGUGCGGUCGUUGCGUUUGCCAUGGCCGUGCAGGCGAGGCACCUCCCCCACGACUUCCCGCCGGUGGGUGGCUCCCUGUUCUUUGACGAGUACGCCGGGUGCGUGCCAACGGCGCCGGCGGGGAUGGUGACGGACACGACGCUGCUCAGCGACCUCCCAGGCAGCGAGCUCACCGGCAACUAUGGCUUUGUGCCGAGGAAGAGGGCGCGCGUGGGCGUGGCAGACUCGCGAGGCUCUUUCUCGGACUUGGAGGAUCAACGCGUGGCUCUGUCCCCGCCCGCGGCGAUGCAGGGGCUGCUACCACUGCCGGUGGCGGUCGGGGACGCGCAGAGCAGGACGAUGGGCUCCGGCGCGGCGUCCACCAGCGGGAGGGCGGCCAAUGGCGCAACCCUCUCGUUUUCCCACCUGGGCGGGGAGAUCGACGCGCUCAUACGACACGAGAGCGAGAGGAUGCGCGCGGGGCUGGAGGAGGCCCGGCGGAGGCACGCCCGGGCGCUGCUGGCCGCCGCGGCGCGGGCAGCGACGGGGUGGCUGCGCGCGGCGGAGGCCGAGGUGGAGCACGCACUCCGGCGCAACGCGGAGCUGGAGGAGAAGGCACGGCAGAUGGCCGCGGAGUGCCAGGCGUGGAUGGGCGUCGCCAGGAGCCACGAGGCCGUCGGCGCCGGCCUCCGCGCCACCCUCGACCAGCUCCUCCAGUCGCCCAGCUGUGCCGCCGCGUUGGUGGGUGAUGUCGGCGAGGCCGAGGACGCGCGGUCGUGCUGCUUCGAGGCGGCGCCGCCGCCGGCCGCGGCGGCGCGAUCGUGCAGGUCGUGCGGCGGCGGCGAGGCGUGCGUGCUCCUGCUGCCGUGCCGGCACCUGUGCCUGUGCCGCGCUUGCGAGGCCGGCGUGGACGCGUGCCCCGUCUGCGCGGCCGCCAAGAACGCUUCGCUCCUUGUCCUGGUCUCUUGAAGCCUACGGCGUCCGUCCGUCCGUCCGUGCACUGUGCACAUGCCGGCCAAGAGCCCAAGACCCAGGAGGCAAGGAAGGUGUUUGUCUACCAGAGCAUGGUACUGCAUGCCGUACUGGUACAUCGUGUACGUCCGCCACUUGAGCGUCUACGCCACGCCGUCUGCUUUCCUUGACUUUGCAAGGUUGCAAAUGUUCAUGCUGGAAUCGGAGAUUGUUAAGCGAUCGAAAGUGCCACGGCACCAAUCAUGUGUGCUCAGUUACAUGGAUCGGAGGCACCGGACCGGCAGGAACGGAGAGUUUGGACAAGCAGUGUCGGACGAGCAACAAUGGUCAUUCGCAAAAGGCCAGCGCCAUCAGUCAGUUUGAGGCGGCACUCGCUGACGCUAAUCGAGCUGCCACAGUUGCGUGAUGGAAGAGAUGAGAUGAGACGAGACGGGAAUAUGGGAUGCAACGAACGCAACCGACACCGGGAGCAGCUAGCAGCGGUGGCACGCCCCACAGCCCCCAUUGCAUGUGCGGCGACGGAUCCGGCACGUUCGCGGCGUGGCUACGUCGUCCCAUCGGCCAACGCCGUGCGGUGACCUGCGGUAGCAGUAUGCUUGGACGGAUGGGCACGUAUCUGGAUGGGCACGAUAAUUGGUGAUGUCGAGGCUUUUGGCGCGGAAAGGGAUCGGCGAACAAUGGGUGAUGGACACGGCCGAGAAAACGCAUCGUGUCGCCGUCGGUCGUCGCUACCUGCUGCUGCUGCUGCCGCCGCCGGUCGUUGUAUUUUCCAUGUUUUUCCUUGUCCAUUUCCUGCAUGUCUAUCCUCCCGAGCACGAGGUUGCUUAUUUAAGUUGCAGAUAACAGUAUGUAAGAGGUCCCCUUCAACGUGACAUGCGUGAUUAAUGUUCAUGAUCCAUCAAGAGUCCUUCGUUUUGGUUUUCUAGUCGCUGGAAUCUUCCGGUGCUACAAUUGUGACAGGGAAAUGUGUGCCAACAAGUACUGAAUGGGAAUUUGGGGUGAACAUUAUGCAUAAA
Setaria italica (foxtail millet) is the source of this 2148-nucleotide messenger RNA. RefSeq names its product probable BOI-related E3 ubiquitin-protein ligase 2. Lineage: Eukaryota; Viridiplantae; Streptophyta; Magnoliopsida; Poales; Poaceae. The record is from RefSeq and is a predicted model, not a curated record. Gene Ontology annotation, molecular function: ubiquitin-protein transferase activity. The transcript is spliced from 2 exons. The coding region runs from base 77 to 1129 and encodes 350 amino acids.